Messenger RNA from Thelazia callipaeda (thelaziosis nematode), 183 nucleotides. The record is from the annotation of a GenBank genome assembly. NCBI's taxonomy places the organism in Eukaryota, Metazoa, Nematoda, Chromadorea, Rhabditida, Thelaziidae.
AUGUCAAUCCUCACGUGUUCGGGCAACGGCAGGCUCCACUCCUUGUGUUACUCUUCCCUCAAUUGCUGUAAGUUUGCAACCAUAAUUCUCCCAGAACUAAAGAACCAUCGUUUCCGGGAACGUGCAUAUCAAGGCGUAUUUACCGCUAACAGAACGCCAGUUAUCGUUUACGAUCAGAACUAA